GCCAACUCGAGCUCCAACUUGCCUGCACGCGCCCCGAUGCCUCCCGCACCGGGCCUCACCUUCAAGGGCCCCGCCCACCCCAAACGCACGAGCAAGCCCGUCGUCCUGCUCGACCCCGUCGUCCCGCGAGGUGCGACCAAGAAGCGCCGCCCCAGCUCCAGCCGCGACGACUCGCCCCGACGCUCGCCCGACAAGGCGGCUCGACGCGCGACCGCCCGCGAGGACGGCGGCGACGAGGACGAGGCGUCGGCCAAGGAGAAGCACAAGGGCAAGACCGCCGAGGCCAAGGGCGACAACAAGGCGCCGACCAAGCGGGUCAAGGCGGCUCCAGUCGAGCAGGACGACAACGACGACAGCGGGCCGCACGUCCCGCAGGAGGAGCGCGUCUCGCGCGACACGGUCGCCAAGCGGUGGCACCUCGUCUCGACCUCGACCCGCGCCGAGCUGCUCGAGCGCGCCCGAUCUGCCACAGAGGACGUCCUCGAGGAGGUGUUUGCCGACCAGGCGGGGCACAAGUCGGCGCACGUGGCGCGCAAGGCUCUCAAGGCGUUCACCAACGAGUUCGACGCCGCCCUCGCCAGCAGCGCCGUCCCGCCGCUGCCGAGCAAUGUGCCGCAAACUCUCAAGGGCAAGGGCAAGGACAAGGGCGACACGGUCGACCUCUGCAAGAAAUCCAUGCAGGACAAGCUCGAUGCAGCAGAAGGCGACGCCGACGACCUCGACCUCGAGAUCGAGAAGGAGCGUAGGCUCCUCAAGCGCGACAAGGCGCGCCUCGCUCACUCGAGCUAGACGGCCCCGCCUCGUCCUCUUUGUCCGACUGCCUCGCCGUGCCCGCCGACCAGCUCCCGACAGCCCCGGGCGCCGGCAGCGACUCGCAGGUCGUCGUCGACAUCGACUUCCGACACCCUGCGGCGGCGCCGCCGACCGCUCGCCCCUACCCUGCCCAAGCCGCCUCGUCGUCGUCCUUUCCCCCUCCCUCCCGCCCGCCCGCCGCUCCUCC
Rhodotorula graminis WP1 is the source of this 1000-nucleotide messenger RNA. RefSeq lists its product as uncharacterized. Bases 37 to 789 code for a protein of 250 amino acids. Lineage: Eukaryota; Fungi; Basidiomycota; Microbotryomycetes; Sporidiobolales; Sporidiobolaceae. The transcript is spliced from 7 exons. The record is from RefSeq and is a predicted model, not a curated record.